AUGUUUUCAACAAGGUCUGUCGGCCGAGUGUGCUCCCUGGGCGUAAGGGCUCGAGCUGUAAGUGGACAGCCCUUUAGCAUCAAUAGCCAUGCUCACGACAUCCAAAAGAUUCCUCAUACUCGUGCUCUGGCCACAGUCCGCGAUGCUCCACUCGAUAAAAAGGUGGAAAUGAGCAAUUGGGAGAAGGGCAACUACAUCAAUUACAAGAAAAUGUCCGAGAACCUUUCGAUAGUCCGUGGCCGCCUGAACCGACCUCUCACAUAUGCAGAAAAAAUCCUAUACUCACAUUUGGACGAUCCGCACGGGCAAGAUAUCGAGCGGGGUGUCUCAUAUCUCAAACUCCGACCAGAUCGUGUGGCCUGUCAAGAUGCAACAGCUCAAAUGGCUAUUUUGCAAUUCAUGUCGGCUGGCAUGCCAUCCGUAGCGACCCCUACGACUGUUCACUGCGAUCAUCUUAUUGAAGCGCAAAUUGGAGGGGACAAGGACCUGGCGAGGGCACAAGAGAUCAACAAGGAAGUCUACGACUUCUUGUCUUCUUCGUGCGCAAAAUAUAAUAUUGGAUUCUGGAGGCCUGGAUCUGGUAUCAUUCAUCAAAUCGUUCUCGAGAAUUAUGCAUUUCCAGGUGGCUUAAUGAUUGGCACUGACUCGCAUACACCCAACGCUGGUGGACUUGGAAUGGCUGCCAUCGGUGUCGGUGGAGCUGAUGCUGUCGAUGUCAUGGCAAAUCUGCCCUGGGAGUUGAAAGCCCCGAAAGUGAUCGGUGUAAAACUUACUGGUGAAUUGUCUGGCUGGACUGCACCUAAAGAUAUCAUCUUAAAGGUUGCCGGUAUCCUUACCGUCAAGGGUGGCACUGGCGCCAUCAUUGAGUACCAUGGUCCUGGUGUUUCCUCCCUUUCCUGCACUGGUAUGGGAACGAUCUGCAACAUGGGAGCCGAAAUCGGUGCAACAACUUCGCUUUUCCCGUACAAUGAUCGUAUGUACGACUAUCUGAAGGCCACGAAGCGUCAAGCGAUUGGAGACUUCGCGCGCGAGUACAACUCUGAGCUUCAUGAAGACGAGGGUGCCGAGUAUGACCAACUUAUUGAGCUCAAUUUGUCUGAGCUUGAGCCUCAUAUCAAUGGUCCCUUCACGCCCGACCUUGCAACACCUAUCUCGCAAUUCAAGGACGCUGUGGAGGCCAACAAGUGGCCAGAGGAACUCAAAGUAGGACUGAUUGGUUCUUGCACCAACUCAUCGUAUGAGGAUAUGUCUCGCGCUGCAUCAAUCGCCACCGAUGCGAUGAACCAUGGUGUGAAGGCCAAGUCUGUCUUCACAGUCACACCAGGAUCAGAGCAAAUCCGGGCCACAAUCGAACGAGACGGCCAACUCAAGACGCUUGAGGAAUUUGGAGGUAUCAUUCUUGCAAAUGCCUGCGGGCCCUGCAUUGGACAAUGGGAUCGUCGAGAUGUGAAGAAAGGAGAGGCCAAUUCAAUCAUUUCCUCCUACAACCGAAACUUUACCGGCCGAAAUGAUGCCAAUCCCGCUACACAUGCCUUCGUUACCUCACCUGAUCUCGUCGUUGCGAUGACACUGGCUGGCACGUUGAAGUUCAAUCCUCUGACAGAUCCUUUGAAGGACAAAGAUGGCAAGGAAUUUAUGCUCUCGGCGCCCACUGGCGAUGGACUUCCUGCUCGUGGAUAUGAUCCUGGCCGUGAUACCUACCAAGCCCCACCGGCAGACCGCAACACGGUUGAAGUAAAAGUGUCCCCUUCCAGCGAUAGAUUGCAAAUACUCGAACCUUUCCAGUCGUGGGAUGGCAAGGAUGCGCUGGAUAUCCCGAUCCUGAUCAAAGCGCAAGGCAAGACGACAACGGAUCAUAUUUCAAUGGCUGGCCCAUGGCUCAAGUACCGUGGGCAUCUGGAUAACAUCUCCAACAACAUGUUGAUCGGUGCCAUUAACGCCGAAAAUGGCGAAGCCAACAAAGUCAGGAACUUUCAGACCGGCGAGGUCGACGCCGUUCCUGCCACCGCCCGAGAAUAUAAGAAGCAUGGUAUCAAGUGGGUUGUCAUUGGUGACUGGAAUUAUGGUGAGGGUAGCUCGCGAGAACAUGCUGCUCUUGAGCCAAGGCAUCUUGGUGGUCUGGCUAUUAUCACCCGAAGUUUCGCCCGCAUUCACGAAACGAAUUUGAAGAAGCAAGGCAUGCUCCCGUUGACCUUCUCAGAUCCCGCCGAUUACGACAAGAUUAACCCAGACGACAAAGUCGAUAUUAUGUGCACUGAGCUAGCAGUUGGCAAGCCACUAACAAUGAGAGUUCAUCCUAAGGACGGUAAGGCCUGGGAAUGCAAGCUCUCGCAUACUUUCAACGAGGGUCAGAUUGAGUGGUUCAAGAAUGGAAGCGCGUUGAAUACCAUGGCUAAGAAGAAUGCUUAG
Messenger RNA from Endocarpon pusillum Z07020, 2409 nucleotides. RefSeq names its product Aconitate hydratase. Gene Ontology annotation, cellular component: cytosol; mitochondrion. Gene Ontology annotation, molecular function: 4 iron, 4 sulfur cluster binding; aconitate hydratase activity. The record is from RefSeq and is a predicted model, not a curated record. Gene Ontology annotation, biological process: tricarboxylic acid cycle. Bases 1 to 2409 code for a protein of 802 amino acids. NCBI's taxonomy places the organism in Eukaryota, Fungi, Ascomycota, Eurotiomycetes, Verrucariales, Verrucariaceae. The transcript is spliced from 6 exons.